Penicillium roqueforti is the source of this 1743-nucleotide messenger RNA. RefSeq lists its product as uncharacterized. The record is from RefSeq and is a predicted model, not a curated record. Gene Ontology annotation, biological process: amino acid transmembrane transport. The transcript is spliced from 4 exons. Gene Ontology annotation, cellular component: vacuolar membrane. NCBI's taxonomy places the organism in Eukaryota, Fungi, Ascomycota, Eurotiomycetes, Eurotiales, Aspergillaceae. Gene Ontology annotation, molecular function: amino acid transmembrane transporter activity. Bases 1 to 1743 code for a protein of 580 amino acids.
AUGGCAGGCAAUAUCUUCGGCGCCAACGCGGGUGCUGCAACCGACGCUCAUCUGCACGAGAAAGAAAAAACGGACACCAAUGACCCUGCCGUCUCGAUUUCUCGCGAGCCCCCGUCUGAAAUUUCCGAUGGCAAUCGUUCGAUCUACUUGGAUUCUAGCAUCACCUUCGAGAACUACGUCUACUGGGCUAAGCGGUCGCGCGAGAUUGAAAAGCACAUCUCGACUGACGAUGUGGGAUUUGCGCACUUGAGCAACAAGCUUUUUCGUAAAAAAAAGUCGGACGCUCUAGUGAUAAUGCAGGGAGAGAUUGAGGAACAGGAUGCCUCCGUCAUGAAGGAGUCCAGCAAACCUACCAACACAAUGAACGGCGCUAGCACAAGUGACAAUUGGGGCAUCACGGAGACAGAAUGGGAACAGGCACAGCGGGCCGCGCGAACUGCAACAUGGGGUUCGAUCUUCUAUCUCAUUUCCACGGACAUCCUUGGACCGACCAAUGUCCCCUGGGCAAUCAGUCAGAUGGGCUUCGGACCGGGAGCUGUACUUUACACUGUUUUCGGCGCCAUGGCUUGUUAUUCCGGCUUGCAACUGUGGAGGAUCUUCAUCGGUCUUGACUCGACUCGAUUCCCGAUGCGCAAUUAUGGCGAUAUGGCUUUCCGUAUCUACGGAGACUGGGCGCGCAUUUUUGUGAACGUCCUCCAAAGCUUCCAGUUCUUCCUCAAUGUGGCCCUGCUUAUUGUAAGCAACGGACAAGGGCUGGCGCAGAUGGCUGUCGGUGCCAAUGGCAAUGGGUUCCUUUGUUUCAUCGCUGCUGAGGUGAUCUUCAUGGCCAUCGGCUUUUUGCUCGGGCAGAUCCGUACCCUGCAGCGCCUUUCUUACUUGGCCAACAUUGCGGUCUGGCUGAAUGUCAUUGUCAUCAUCAUGACCAUGGUUGUGGUUCAUGAGUAUCCCCCUAACUACUCAGCCUCGCUGACUAGCUAUGGGACCCAAAAGGGACCCGUGCAGACAAGCGGGUACUGGCCUGCGAGCUCAACCCUCAACGACAAAGUCAAUGCUAUGAUGAACGCGGUUUUCGCGUACGGCGGUGCAACCCUCUUCAAUGAGCUCAUGGCUGAGAUGAGACGGCCCUAUGACUUCUGGAAGGGCUUUAUCAUUGCCGAGAUAUUCAUCUACGUUUGCUACCUUGUCUCGGGUAUGGUUGUGUAUAGUGCGCAGGGCCAAUUUACAUUCAAUCCUGCAUACCAGGGUAUUCCAAACUCUGCCUACAGGUUCCAGACUUUAGGAACGCCAUCUCAUUUAUCACCGGCGUCAUCGCAGCCUUGCUCUAUGGCAACAUUGUGGGUGUGGAUUGGUCUCGUGCCUGCCUACUGGGCUCUUGCCUGGGUGGUUGCCGCCGCAAUCCCGCAAAUCACCAAUCUAACAUCCUUCGUGGGAGCCGCCUGCAUCUUGCAGUUUUCUUACACGUUCCCACCAAUGUUGCUGGUUGGGUUCAACGUCCAGAAUGAUGCGAUACUGCCUGAUGAGAUCAAUUCGACAACCGGCCAGGUGCAGCGCAUAGACAGCGGAAUCAAGAGAUGGAUUAGAGGUUACAAGAAGAAGUUUGUGUGGAACACUUUUGAUGUAAUCUACUCGCUUCUUGCUUUGUCUGCCGCUGGUCUGGGAAUUUGGGCUUCGGUCACUUCCAUGCACACCAGUUUCGAGGAGGGUAAGCUGACCCAUUUCACUUGUGCGAACCCGGCUGGAUAG